UGUGUGGGGUGGUGGGGGUGGUGAUUGGAGAGGGUCUCUAUCAAUGCUCUUUUUAUUUUUUCUUUUUAAAUUCUUAUCCAAAUUGUCGGUACCAACUUAUCGUUUUCUAUUUCCAAAACAAAAAUAUAUGAUCAUUUUCAGGAAAAUUGCCCUUUCAUAUCUGUGCUACUACAAAUUGGUGUCUACAGAGUGGACACACAUAUCUAAUCAACUAAAAAUUAUAAACACAACAUUCAACAACAAAAAAUUAUGAAGUAUAUAUCCCACCCAUUAUACAAAUAUAUAUAUUUAAAUUGUGUUUCGAUCAUAAAUUUAAGUAAGAAUUUAGAAAAAAAAAAUUAAAUGAGAUAAAUGUGAAUGAAAUAUAAGUUAAAUUUUCUUUAUUUCUCUUUUUAUUUUUAAAUCUCUCUUUAAAUUCAUAAUUCUAAUAUUGAGGUUGAGGAAUUUACAAGAGAUAAAUUAAGAAAAACGAGAAGUACCUGGAAGCAAAUUAACUUGAAACCAGAGAGAGAGAGAGAGAGAGAGAGAGAGAAUGGAGGGGAUUGAUGUCGAAAGCAAAGACGAAGCUCUGAAAUCUCAGGUCGCCAUUCGUUGUGCGAGAGCCGCAAUGCUCCUUUCGUCUCUAAAAUGUUCCCCAAAACGCCGCCUCGAUUCACCAAACGACCUCGAACACAGGGAAAGGGAGAUGAAGCUGAAGAGAGAUUCAGAGGAUCUGAGGAGGAAACUGGUGAGGGAGAGAGUGAAGAAUCGAAAGCUGAGACUUUGCAGCGUGACGGAGUUGCUUCUGCAGAUGGGGAUUUUGAUGUCUCUCUGGACUCUCUGUUUAAUCAUCGCCUUCAAAUUCCUCUGAAAAGUUUCACAUCAUCAUCAUCCAUUUCCAUUUUCAUUUGACGAGUACUGAUACAAACAAUUUGAUCCACUAGAAAAUUCACUUCAGUCUGUAUUUGUAUUGAUCAUCUUUGCCUAUAUAGAACAAAACAUUACUACAUUGUAACUUGCAAUUGAAAUUUAGAACUACAUUGUAACAGAAUGAAUUCUCUUUGAAUUGCAUCUACAUACCUUGAUUGAGUUAGAUUACAGCGAAGAGUAAAAUGAACAUUAAUAUUGCUACUAGCCUGAGGUGAGAACUCUUGUUUUACCUCCGUUAACAUUACGCUCGCUGUAAGUUCUGUGAAGAAACAAUGACAAAUAAGCCCCAAAUUGGAGAACUUCUUCAUGAACCUUCGCCCCCAGGUUAUA
This is a messenger RNA of Camellia sinensis, 1239 nucleotides long. NCBI's taxonomy places the organism in Eukaryota, Viridiplantae, Streptophyta, Magnoliopsida, Ericales, Theaceae. The record is from RefSeq and is a predicted model, not a curated record.